UAUCUUCACUCGCGGCUGAUGAAAACAGCGUGGAACCACUACAUCCACAUCAAAAGCACAGGCCCCUGUGCUGCUUCAUCGUCUUUCUCCCCCCCCCCCCCCCCCCCCCCCCUCUCUUGUAGUUGUAGAACGCCAUAAAACCUAAUCGAAGACACAGAGAGAGGUUGUGGGUGCUGUUUCUCUCUCUACAAUGUUGGUACACGCUACAUUACCUGCCUCGGCAUCACUAAUAACUUUCAAUGGGACUUCAGGAGGUGCAAGGCAAUGGGGCAAGCUAUUUUUUCCGGUCUCCAGAACUAAAUUUGGAACCAAUUCGUUUUUGUUUGGAGGAAUUCCAGGGAGGGGAUUGCCCAUCAUUGUUCCAGGAGCCUCACAGAGUAAUGGGUCGGUGGGGGAAGUGUCUGAAGAUGAAGGAACACGUAGAACUUAUGUGUGGCCCAAUGACAAGAACCCAAGGGUAUGCAUAUUAGGCGGUGGAUUUGGAGGUCUAUAUACUGCUUUAAGACUAGAAUCCCUUGAGUGGGCUCGUGACAAGAAACCUCAGAUACUUCUUUUUGACCAGUCUGAACGCUUCGUUUUCAAGCCAAUGUUAUAUGAGCUGUUGUCUGGAGAAGUUGAUGUCUGGGAAAUAGCUCCACGUUUCUCAGAUUUGCUUGGCAAUACUAGUGUGCAAUUUUUCCAAGACAGGGUGAAGUUGUUACAUACCUAUGAUUAUGAGGGAAUGAAUGCGUCUACGAGAUCUGGCUGUGGAGGAGCCGUACAUCUUGAGAGUGGGCUUGUUGUUGAAUAUGACUGGUUGGUACUUGCUUUGGGUGCUGCAGGUAAAGUUGAUCUUGUACCCGGUGCAGCAGAAUUUGCAUUUCCGUUCUCCACCCUGGAGGAUGCAUAUAUGGUAGAAAAGCGGUUAAGAGAAUUGGAGCGGAAGUACUUUGGAAAGGACACUCCAAUCGUUGUGGCUGUGGUGGGGUGUGGUUAUGCUGGAGUUGAGUUAGCUGCAACAGUAUCAGAGAGACUGAAAGAUAAAGGAGUUGUGCAUGCAAUUGGUAGGGAUACAACAAUCUUGCCAACUGCCCCGCCUGGCAACAGGGAAGCUGCCCUGAAAGUUCUUUCAUCCAGGAAGAUACAACUUUCUUUGGGUUAUUCUGUGCGCUCUAUAACAAAAGCUAGUGAAUAUAGAACUUCAGACAGUGAUGCUCGAACAACUAACAACUUAGGGGCAGCUCAAGAUCCUGACAGACUUGUUCUGGAGCUGUGGCCUUUUGAUGGAGGCUCACAAGUUCAAACUCUGGAUGCAGAUCUAGUGUUGUGGACAGUUGGGUCUAAACCUCUGCUCCCUCAAAUAGAACGCAAUUGGCUUCCUUUAAUUGAACAGGGACAAGCAGAGACAGAUGAAACUCUUCGAGUCAAGGGCCAUCCGCGCAUAUUUGCAAUUGGUGACUCUUCUGCAUUAAGGGACUCCAGUGGAAGAAGACUUCCAGCCACAGCACAGGUAGCUUUUCAGCAAGCAGAUUUUGCUGGUUGGAAUCUUUGGGCUGCAAUCAACAACCGACAUUUGCUGCCCUUUAGAUUCCAGAAUUUAGGUGAGAUGAUGACUCUUGGGAGAUCCGAUGCUGCUGUUACACCGAGUUUCCUUGAGGGGCUAACCUUGGAGGGCCCUGUAGGUCAUACUGCAAGGAAAAUAGCAUACUUGGCCAGAUUGCCAACAGAUGAACACCGUCUUAAAGUGGGAAUCAGUUGGCUCAUGAAGUCUGCGGUAGAUUCAGUUGCAUCACUUCAGAGUACCCUUGCCGAAGUUCUUUCACGGCCGUAGAUCAGUUGUUUUCAUUCAAUGUGUAGUACUUUUUUGUACCGUUGGCCUUUCUGAAAUCGAGUGCUCCAGUCAUUUCCUAAUGGACUUGUUGGCACUGUUAACCAGUAUACGGGAAUACAAACAGGUUGGAAUUGUGAAUUUGUUAAGAAAAUGGUGAAACGAAAGGGAAAUCGAGUUACUUUCA
Messenger RNA from Rhododendron vialii, 1994 nucleotides. Its product is annotated as alternative NAD(P)H-ubiquinone oxidoreductase C1, chloroplastic/mitochondrial. Bases 191 to 1810 code for a protein of 539 amino acids. The record is from RefSeq and is a predicted model, not a curated record. Gene Ontology annotation, cellular component: chloroplast. Gene Ontology annotation, biological process: phylloquinone biosynthetic process; aerobic electron transport chain. Lineage: Eukaryota; Viridiplantae; Streptophyta; Magnoliopsida; Ericales; Ericaceae. The transcript has 11 exons. Gene Ontology annotation, molecular function: NAD(P)H dehydrogenase (quinone) activity.